Molecule: messenger RNA, 2845 nt
Organism: Periconia digitata
Lineage: Eukaryota; Fungi; Ascomycota; Dothideomycetes; Pleosporales; Periconiaceae
Source: the annotation of a GenBank genome assembly
GGCGGAAAGAUCCAGACCCGUAUUGCAUCUACUGCUUCAAUGCUAGGUGCUAUAAAGAGUGUCAAGAUAAUAGGUCUGGCCGGGCUAUUGUCGAAAAGUAUCCAACGCCAGAGGGCUGAAGAGAUGAAGUCUGCCAAUGGUUAUCGGUGGUUGGUCGUCUCAACCAAUAUGAUCGGCUUUCCUCCCCACAUUUUCGCCCCCGUACUGACCUUCGCUGCCUACGAGAUCAAAGCACGCGUCCAGGGAUCUGAUAGUCUUUCAACGAACCAAGCUAUCACGUCACUUGCCACCAUCACCCUUUUGACUACGCCAGCCUCUACCUUCUUAACGGCUAUCCCCAAGACAGGCGCGGCUAUUGGCUGUUUCGCACGGAUUCAAAAGUUCCUUGUUGCUCCUUCGUGGAAAGAUUAUCGCCAGCACAACAGGCAAGAAGAAAACUCGUUGAAACGGCCUUCUCGAUCCGGUGCCACCGAAGGCGUCAAACUCCAAUCAAUUCGCAACGCUAAUAGAGAGUUAGCUUCUCAUAGUGCUAGUGGAGCCGACAAAGCUGCAAUUGCUGUUCGAGAAGUCACAGUAAAACCUAAUCCCAGUGCUGAUGCUGCCAUUAGGGACAUUAAUAUACAGUUUAAACUUGGCUCGACCACCAUCAUCACAGGUCCCGUCGGGUCCGAAAAAACGACCCUGAUAAGGGCUGUAUUAGGGGAACUUCCUUUAGAACGUAGAGAGAUCACUGUAUCCUCAUUAGACACCAUCGACAAAGCGUGGUACAAUUUGGUACUGCAAGCUUGCGCACUUGACCAAGACUUGCAGCAGCUGCCAGAUAGAGAUCUAACUAUCCCUAGAAGUCGCGGCAUGACACUGUCUAGGGGGCAAAAGCAACGUGUCGCUCUCGCUCGUGCUGUCUAUGCUAAACCACGCACUAUUCUUCUCGAUAAUGUAAUAAAUGCAUUAGACAACAAAACCGAGAAAGUAGUGGUUGACCAGUUGAUGGGUCCUAAUAGACUCUUCUGUUACAUCAGCAAUCUAGUCCUAGGUGCAGACCAAACCAGGAGUGAAGCAAAACCAGCAGAGAAAUCUGGGCCUAAGAAGAAAAAAUCUCCAAUCAAAACUGUCACUGCGACGGACGUUUCGGAUCUGACACGGAAGACUGGGGAUUUCGCUGUGUACAGAUACUAUUUCAAGUCUAUCAGCCCUAUCGGUACUUUCUGCUUUCUAGCCUCCACGGCCUUAUUCGUCUUCACGCAAUUCUUUCCGCAGAUAUGGCUGGUCUGGUGGACGGAAGCAAACGGCCACGAAACGGCAAAAUUUAUGAGCGUCUACAUCAUCCUUGCGGUGGCCUCGUGGAUCUUCAGAGCCGGACUGCUGUGGUGGAUCCUGCUCUGGAUAUCGCCUCGGUCUUCGAUCAAGCUCCAUCAGAUCCUAUUGAAUACGGCAGUGAAAGCCCCCCAGUCUUUCUACGCCAAAACGGACACCGGUGUCACAUUGAACCGCUUUAGUCAGGAUAUUGGCUUAAUCGAUAGGAUGUUGCCUCUGGCCUGUGGCAGGGUCGUACUAGCUGUUUUCAUGAUCUUUGCUCAGACUGCCUUGAUUGCGCAAGGAUCCAGCUACAUGGCAAUCGCCAUCCCGUUUGUCGUCGUUGCUUUUUAUGGCCUACAAAAGGUCUACCUUCUCACGUCUCGACAGCUCCGAUUCUUGGACCUUGAAGCCCGGAGUCCUGUCUAUACUCAUUUUCUCGAAUGCUUGGAAGGCUUAUCUACAAUACGCGCAUUCGGUUGGGCCAGCGAUGCUCAUAUGAAUGAAAUCGAUCGGUUGGAUAGAUCCCAACGCCCAUACUAUCUCCUCUAUUGCCUCCAGAGAUGGCUCUCACUGGUCCUCGACUUAAUGGUAGCCGCUGUCGGAAUUGCAGUUGUCGCGUUAGCUACAAGAGUGCCUGGUCAAUCGAGCCGAGCUGCUAUAGGUAUUGCAUUGAACAACAUCCUAGGUUUCAACCAAUCUCUUCGACUCCUAGUAGAGAGUUGGACCCAGCUUGAGAAUUCACUUGGGGCAAUUGCUCGAUUGAGGAACUUUGAGCUAACCACUCCCCCGGAAGACAAGCCCGAAGAGCGAGAGACGCCACCUGCUGCAUGGCCUGACAAAGGGAGGAUCGACUUCAAGGAUCUGACUGCCUCGUACGGUCCUUCGGCACCUGCUCUUCAGAACAUAUCUAUGACUAUUAUGCCGGGACAGAAGGUUGGCAUUUGCGGCCGCACUGGCAGCGGAAAAUCUUCCCUUCUUCUGUCUUUGUUUCGCCUUAUCGAAAUUACGGGUGGUAAAAUCGAGAUCGACGGUUUAGACCUUGCUACCCUACCGCGCGAGACGGUCAGGACGCGCUUGACAGCUAUCCCCCAAGACCCCUUCGUCUUAUCGUCUUCGGUCCGCGAGAAUGCUGACCCAUCGGGUUCCUCCAAGGAUGAAGCCAUCAUCGAAUCUCUGAAAAAAGUCCAAUUGUGGUCAAUCAUCGAGUCCCGCGGUGGGCUCGACGCGCAAAUGGAAGCGCAGCCACUCUCGCACGGCCAACAACAACUUUUCUGCCUUGCACGGGCCAUGUUGCGAGAAAGCAAAAUCUUGGUGCUUGACGAGGCAACAAGUAAUGUGGAUGCUGAAACAGAUACACUCAUGCAACGCAUCACCAGGAAAGAAUUUUCAGGACAUACCAUCGUCACGGUCGCAAACAGACUCAACACCAUUGAGGACAGCGACGUCGUGGCUGUCCUGGACGGUGGCAGGCUUGCAGAAUUUGGUUCUCCGGCGGAGUUAUUGGCUCGUAAAGAUUCAUUGUUCAAACAGUUACACAGUGGCUGAAAAU